CUUCACUUUAGGUGCACACUUGUUUAAGUAAAUAAGUUUGAAGGUUAAAACCCACGAUCAUAUAAUAACCAUUUGCGUUGAAACCAGCCAGUUUCCUGAAGUGUCGCCUGGAGAUCCCAUUCCUCCUCAGGGUUAACCUACUCGAACUAGUCAAUUCUUAUUAUUUGGAAAAUUCAUAAACAAUGUCCGCCUUUUUGGGAAAAUGGAAACUCAGCGAAUCUCACAACUUUGAUGCUGUGAUGUCAAAACUAGGUGUAUCCUGGGCUACACGACAGAUUGGGAAUACUUUAACACCGACUAUGACCUUUAGUAUGGAUGGGGAUAAAAUGACGAUGUUAACUGAGUCAACAUUUAAAAAUACUACCUGUACUUUCAAAUUUGGUGAAGAAUUUGACGAGAAAACCAGUGAUGGUAGAAAUGUCAAAUCAACUGUUACCAAAGACUCUGAGUCAAAGCUAACUCAAGUUCAAGUGGAUCCUAAGAAUACAACCACAAUUAUACGUGAAGUAGAAGGUGACAUUAUGAACACGACAGUUACCGUUGGUGAUGUUACCGCUAUUCGAAAAUACAAACGAUUAUAAGUGCCGCUUAUUAUUAUUAUAUUUUUUUGUUGUUGUGAGAGUGAGAUAUGCACACACACAUAACAGACAUAACUUGUCUGAUAUUGCCUCCAUCUUGUUGAACUUUUUGUAUAAUUAUUUUGAACACUGGUGAAUAUAUAUUUUUUUUGCGUGACAAUUGUAUCAUUCAAUAUUAUCGUUGUUAUUGUUGUUAAUGAUUGAUUCAACUCCUUUUUUUAAGAAGAAAUAAAUAUCUUGCUUUGUAAA
Messenger RNA from Trichobilharzia szidati, 827 nucleotides. The record is from the annotation of a GenBank genome assembly. NCBI's taxonomy places the organism in Eukaryota, Metazoa, Platyhelminthes, Trematoda, Strigeidida, Schistosomatidae.